AUGCCAAGUUUGAGAGGGGACGAAAACAGAAGUCCACACUUAUCUCGAACGGUGAACCUGGACGAUUCACCGGUGUCUGAACACAUCAAUGAAAACACACUUAAUUGUGAAGAUACUAUAGAUAAUAACAGUGUUCCAAACACCGUCAAUGAUACCAGUAACGACGAUAUUGAAAUUACCGGCUAUGUCCCCAUCAGGAGGAGCACGCCCGGUACGCCGACGUUGCCAACUUUAGCCCAUUUGUUACGACAUCAGCAUUCACAACUGGAAAAUGCGCAGUUAGAACGUAGGAGAGCCAGAGAAAGGAUGCGUGAACAAAGGCGGGAGGCAAGACUAAGGCGCCAGUUGGCAAACGAUGAAGAUCAUCGAAUACCAGUCCCGAGUAGGUCCUUCAAUACAAUCUACACAAAUCCAAAUACACAUAUCCAUGUUGAGGCGGGUCAGUUGGGGCCUAUAUCGCUAGAUUCUGACUCUGAUGUUGAGGACGUUUCCGAGAGUUUUACAAUUACGGAGCAGCCAAGAACACAUACAGGAAUGGCACUGUCUGCUGAUGAAGAGUCGAUCAACCACGCCAGAAUAGAGCAGAGGCGACACAUACGUGAAAUGCUGGAUAGAAAUGGAAACUCACAAACGACGGGGGAGGUUCAUGAAAUUGCAGAUGAUAACCACAUUGAUGAUGAUGAAAUUGAAAUCCUGGGAGAAGGACACACCCCCGAUGUUGAAAUUGUGGGUGAAAGUGAAGCUCCAGAUAUUCAAGUGUUGUCCAGUAGAAAUGCAGGCUUCUCCUUAUAUACUCCCUCGGGACCUUUAUUUGUGCCUAGUACGGAAACACGAAUGGGAGGUGGAAUACGGAGCAGAUUUGGUACAGAUGCUAGGGUUGAGAGUCACAGAACUAGGCAACGGAGAAACCUUCGAUCAUUUGUUAGGCCAGAUCGAGGACUAUCACAAAAUGAUUUGCGUUUAAGGCAAUUAGAAGCCAAUAGAAGAGCUAGAGAAGCAGUAAGUAACGGUGGUAUAAUUAGUGAGGGAGCUAGAGCUAGAGUCCGGGAAGUUAUGAACUCCGCCUUAUCAGGGGUUGAUGCUAAUCUCUCAUUGGCUCAGCGUCAGCUCCUUGAACUUCUACACAUAAGAACUUUAAGUAGGAGUAACUCAGUACCGAGUUUAGGAGAUGAGUUGAGCCCAAUGAGCUUAUAUUCGUCUAUUAUGAAUUAUAAUGGGUGGGGAGGAGACUCUUCAUCUGGUACUAUCAAUCAAUCAGAUGAAAUCCCCCAAGACGUUAUGGAGAUCUUGCGAAGUAGAGAUGAGGCAAGAGAGAAUCAGCGCAUUAAUGCAAGAAGGAAAGUGGCUGAGAGGGAACGUGUCAAGAAGGAAAUCGAGUCGGAAAUUCCGAAUUCGUUACAAGACAAGUUCAGUACCGAUUUAGUUGUUUGUGAUCGAGACAAUGUCUGUGUCCUAUGCGGCGUUACGCUUCUGGAAGGCAUUCCUCGUACGUUUAUUGGUACAAACGACAAAGAAGCCAAUAAAGAUGAAAUUAACCAACUUCUCAAGGAAAACUUCAAAUCUCCCUUCAAUGGAUGCAACAGAUACACCGAACUGGACAUUAGUUUGUCAAGGAAGGUGUUCUUUACUAGCUGUGGGCACAUGUACUGCGGUAGAUAUAUGAGGAACAUCACUAGUUUCAGGUUGAAGUCUCUCAAAGAAAGAAAGAUUGCUUUGGGAUGCAAUGCAAAUAUCGAUCAAAAAACAUCUGCAGAGACAGAUUUCGGGCAUCCUGCAUUUUCUGCGCCACUCAAGUGUGUAGCAGAGGGAUGUUCUAAAAAGUUUAUUGGCAAAACACCAUUCAAGGAGGUAUAUCUAUAG
Molecule: messenger RNA, 1860 nt
Organism: Pichia kudriavzevii
Lineage: Eukaryota; Fungi; Ascomycota; Pichiomycetes; Pichiales; Pichiaceae
Exons: 1
Coding region: 1-1860 (619 amino acids)
Cellular component (GO): SUMO-targeted ubiquitin ligase complex
Molecular function (GO): ubiquitin-protein transferase activity
Source: RefSeq, a predicted model, not a curated record